Molecule: messenger RNA, 1661 nt
Organism: Pelagomonas calceolata
Lineage: Eukaryota; Pelagophyceae; Pelagomonadales; Pelagomonadaceae
Source: the annotation of a GenBank genome assembly
GCUCUCGUGUGUAUUUGACGAGGCGUCGGAACGGUCCGUAAAACCCGUUUUUCCAAGAAAAUUUUCAAGCCGCGCCGAGCGUAGAGCUGGUAUAGAGCCACUGUUGGCCGAUUGGAGAGCCUCCUGUGAAGGCAUUCCUGCAACCCUGCGACUGGUGUCGAAAACCGGCACGCGUGCGGCUGCUGCAGGGCCCAAAACCAAAUAGCACCCAUUUGCUGCCAAACCAAAGCGCCGUGGCCGCCGCAAGCCCAGUAGCACUCGUUGGCAGCCAGAAAAAAAAAUGCGCGAGCGCAAGGCGAAACCCAAGGCGAAGAAAGGCCAGAAAAGCAAGGCCGCGCAGCACAGACAAAGCUGCAGCGGUCGAGGCGGCUUUAUGAUCGCAUUGCUCGCGCUCGCGGGAGGCGCGUACUACUUCCGGCCCGCUACAACACCACCGAUUCUAGAAGAGCAAACACCAGCGAUAGUCGUCGGCGUCGUCGAGGAGCACCACCACGUGCUGCCGUACUACGCGCGCGAGGUCGCGAAGAACACCAUACCUGUGGACGGUAAAGCCACGAUCUUACACUUGGACUCCCACGCGGACAUGGGCGUGCCCCGCGCUUAUCUGAAAGCGGACGCGCACAUGGAGCGUUUUUCGGCGAUCAACGAUUUUAUGAUUACCGCUGCGUUGACGGGCGUCGCCGAGCACUUGGUGUUUGUGGAACCGCCGUGGUCGAACCAAUUUAGAUGUUGUGUCUACGAAGGGAGUGCUACCUUCCAAUUCACGGUUGGUGUCGAUGACCAGAACAACGUGAGGGUCGCGGGCCCGAUGGCUAGAAGACUGGGCCACGUGUUUUGGAGGGACGGUCAAUCCCGAACAGCUUCAGUCGAUGACUUGAUGAACACGCGCGAUUUUCGAAUUACGGUGAUCAACGAAGAGCAUGCUCAUUUAGACGACAUUUUAGUGGCGAGCAUCGAUAGGACAAAACCGUUGAUAUUGGAUAUUGACCUGGACUACUUCGCGACGGAAAACUUCGGGGCCAUACCUCUGAGGGAUGAACUUGGGAUAAGUGAUGAGGACCUCAUGACGGCCUAUCAUCUGGCCUGGGACUUUCCGGAGCUUUCGGUCGAGUACCUGAGAAAAGGUGACCAUAAAGGGCGAGAGUCAAUGAGCUUUGACACGGAGCGGGCUCGGAACAUCGUCGCGGGGGGCCAGAAGUCGGCGCUGGCCACUCAUUUCCGCGAGGCGGUGUCGCGGCGGACCAGUGUUACAUCGGAAAGGAGAUCUUUGCUGCGCGAGUUCCUCGCGUCGAUACCGAUCAAAGGCGGUCAUUUGCGCGGCGACGAGCCCGAGGUCUUCUUCGAGCAGCCCUUCCACGUCCCCGAACCGCGGGCGUUGUCAGAGGAAGUGGACUUCGCGUUAGAUGACAUGCUCGCGGCACGGAUCCUGCCCCGUCUCCAACGGCCCGUGUUGGUGAACAUUGUGCGGUCGCCGGGCUACGUGCCCGUGCGCUACUUAGCUCUGCUGGAAUGCCGGACGCUGCGCACUUUGACAGAGGUUUAUGGCGCCUUCGAGGUCUCCCACGAAGGUAGGGUGGAUGUGACGAGGACGGGCUGUGAGGGUUUCAGGAGUGUAACUGUGUAACUGUUAUGACAGGGGGAAGGGGAGGGGGGGAAGGGAA